AUGAUUGAGUUCCGAUAUUUUGCAGCAACAGUAAUGUUAUUGAUGAGCAUUGGAGCAAUUGUACUCAAUAGUCUAGUUGUUCGACGAAUGUUUCGUGAACGGGAAGGAUUUCACAAGAUUUGCGUCAACAAGGCAGUCGCCAAUAUUUUAAUUGGACAUGCGUUCCUGAUCUGGGCUGUUCCGUGUUCUUAUUUAAACUUCCUCUAUCUUCCGCACCAAUUCAAUAUUUUCUUCGGUCAAAUUGUAGGAUGGGCACCUUAUUUAAUGUCUGGUCCAUUCACACAACUUUGUCUGGCUUUCAAUCGUGCCGUCGCAAUAUCUUAUCCAUACUGGUUCAAUAAACAAAACCGCUUUCCGUGGACAAAAAUCUUGCUCGCAGGACUUUGGGCCAUUUCUAUCGUUUUAUCUCUUCCAGCAAUGAUAGAUGGCUGCAGCUACAUAUUUUUUGUCGAGAGUGUCUCCUGGAGCCCCAUGGAUACAGUUUGUUCAAGAACUCUUUCUGAAUAUGUCACUAAUGCAGUUCUUGUCAUGGCUAUUGUUUCUUUUUCUGUCAAUAUUUCAAGUAUUUUCAAGAUUGUGAAAUCUGCUAUUGGACUGAGUGCCGUAAUGGAUGCAAAUAUGUCCGAAGCUAGAAGGAGAAAGCGAAGAAAGAUGUUCAUUCAAUGUGUAAUUCAAGAUUGUACUCAUAUAACUGAUUGUAUGUUGAACACUUAUGUAUACACGUUCUACUCGGCUCAAUGGUUUCAAUUUUUAUGUGGAGCUGUGUCAGCAUUGACGGUUAUUACGUUGGAUGGAUUUCUAAUGUCUGUCCUUCACCAAAGAUCAACCACCCCGAGCCAAACUCGUGAGCCACCAUCAAAAUCCCAUACCCACGAUACUCAUCAAUUCCGGAAUCGAGCAUUAAGCAGAGUAUCAGCAACAAUUAUGACAACUACUACGCUAUAA
This is a messenger RNA of Caenorhabditis remanei, 945 nucleotides long. RefSeq lists its product as uncharacterized. The record is from RefSeq and is a predicted model, not a curated record. Lineage: Eukaryota; Metazoa; Nematoda; Chromadorea; Rhabditida; Rhabditidae. The transcript has 5 exons. Bases 1 to 945 code for a protein of 314 amino acids.